AUGAAGUGUCUCUGCAGGAAUGGAAGGGUGGCUGAUGGGAACUGCACGGAGGUGCCCCAGUUCACCCUGGCAGGACUCACCCAACACCCACAACUGAAAUUCCUCCUCUUCGGGCUCUUCCUGGGCACCUACACGCUGACAUUAGUGGGGAACCUGGGCCUGAUCGCCCUCAUCAGGGUCAGCCCCUGCCUCCACACCCCCAUGUACUUUUUCCUCACUGCCUUGGCCUUCCUGGACGUUUGCUACUCCUCCACCAUCAGCCCCAGGAUGCUGCUGGACCUCCCAGCAGACACCAAAGCCAUUUCCUUUGCCGGAUGCCUCGCGCAGCUCUACUUCUACGCCGCGUUCUGCACGGCCGAGGUUUACCUGCUGGCAGCCAUGGCCUACGACCGCUACGUGGCCGUCUCCAAGCCUCUCCUCUACCAGCUCAUCAUGUCCCCCGUGCUCUGCACGAGGCUGGUGGCCGCUUGUUUCCUUGUGGGGCUGCUGAGCGCCGCCGCCCACACUGGCGCGGCACUCCGGCUGUCCUUCUGCGGCCCGCUGCUCAUCGACCACUUC
Neopelma chrysocephalum (saffron-crested tyrant-manakin) is the source of this 558-nucleotide messenger RNA. Its product is annotated as olfactory receptor 1020-like. The transcript is spliced from 2 exons. Lineage: Eukaryota; Metazoa; Chordata; Aves; Passeriformes; Pipridae. The record is from RefSeq and is a predicted model, not a curated record. Gene Ontology annotation, cellular component: membrane. The annotation marks the transcript as partial. Gene Ontology annotation, biological process: sensory perception of smell; G protein-coupled receptor signaling pathway. Gene Ontology annotation, molecular function: olfactory receptor activity; G protein-coupled receptor activity; odorant binding.